UGACGUAUUAAGGAUCGUGGGUUAAUUACGUGUUAAUUCCAAGUAAGCCUUACACCCGUAGUCGCACCUACCACCGUGACACUACGGUCAACGCACGCGUCCGACAGCACCAUGUAAUCUAUAGGAAAUUUUAAAGAGGAUUUUUAUAAUAUAUUAUUACUCAAGAUGAGUAAGGAGCCUAUGGAUGUUAUCCGCGUCAAUCUUGACGAACGGGUGUAUCUAAAAUGCAAGGGUGGUCGUGAAAUUGUCGGCCAGCUUCAUGCUUAUGACGAGCAUUGUAAUAUGCUACUAUCGGAUGCUAUAGAGACAUUUACUUCAGUUGAACUGGAUCCUACAACGAAUCAAGAAGUAACUACGAUCACCUCAAAGGACAGCGGUGUUGUUUUCGUCAGAGGUGAUGCACUCAUACUGUUAUCUCACGCAAAUUCUACUUGAAUCUUGCGUCGAUUACCAAGCAUGUCUUAUGCCGGUAUAAGGAAGUAGCAGAAAAGCGGUUGUAGAAAUGGAAACACGAAAAUAAGCGGAUUUUGCUUAUUUCCUUCCUUGGGGUGUAGCGAUACUAUCAUCCUCAGGGAGAAUAAUAGAGAACAGAGACAGACAUACACUGCCAUCGGUAACAUCGCAGCACGUAUGGGUGCAAUAAACGCCAAUAAAAUGUAGCAAUUUAGCAGU
This is a messenger RNA of Babesia bovis T2Bo, 672 nucleotides long. RefSeq names its product putative U6 snRNA-associated Sm-like protein LSm3. The transcript has 3 exons. NCBI's taxonomy places the organism in Eukaryota, Apicomplexa, Aconoidasida, Piroplasmida, Babesiidae. Bases 166 to 435 code for a protein of 89 amino acids. Gene Ontology annotation, biological process: P-body assembly; mRNA splicing, via spliceosome. Gene Ontology annotation, molecular function: RNA binding. Gene Ontology annotation, cellular component: catalytic step 2 spliceosome; U6 snRNP; P-body. The record is from RefSeq and is a predicted model, not a curated record.